AUCGUCGCAGAGUCGGCUGUCGGCUCAUGUCGUUCGUCUCGACGGUGCACGGCCGUUAAUUCGUGACAAGAAAUUCGGCCUGACGCAUUGUGAGCUAUCAGCGAUCAGGUUUUUCCUUUGCGCGUUUACGAUUCUGCACAAGAAGAAAAAGAACGUUUGAAAAACGUAAUCUCCUUCGGCCGGAGAGCAAAACAUGUCGGAUACACGUCGACGUCGAAAAUCCGAUCAAUCGUGCGGAUCCGACGAUCUCUCGGACUCGUACGAGGAGCUCAAUGCGACAAAGGAAACCCAAAGCAGCGAACAGACUGAUGGACAUCAAGAUUCAGAAUGUGACAUUUACGAAAGUGACUCAGAUACCGAAUCACAGGAAGGUGGAGAAUUGCGAGAAAGUGGGGACGGUCAAGAAGAAGAAAAACCACAGAAAAAGUUGGAUGAUGAUGAGGAUAGACGCAAUCCACAAUAUAUUCCUAAACGAGGAACAUUUUAUGAGCAUGAUGAUCGUACGACUGACGAAGUAACUGAUAAUAACACAGAAGCACAAACAACUGUGAAGGAGACUAAGGAGAAAAAAGUAUGGAAGGAUAAAGAGGACAGGUGGGACCACGAUCGAUACAACGACGAAGAGCAGGCUCCAAAAAGACCCGAAGAAUUGAUAGCAACAUACGGUUAUGAUAUCAGAAAUGAAGAAGGGCCACCUAGAGCUAGGAGGAGAAGAAGAUAUGGCCGUGGACCCAACAAAUACACAAGGAAUUGGGAGGACGAAGACGCUUAUGGAAAGACCACUCCUGGUAGAGGAAAUAACAGACGCUUCUUUAAAAAUAACGAAGAUUUUCCUGCUCUUGGUAAUAGUAAGACCGCUUCCAAUAAAGUAGAAGAGCCUGUAAUUUCGUCAGCUUGGUAUAGCAGCAAGAAUAAAACACAGAGCAAAACGCAAAGCUUUCCGCCGCUUCAGUCCCAACAGGAUAAUACAAAAGCUAAGCCUACUACUGUCCCCAAUACAGCCACAAAUGAAAACAAAAUACCGGAUGAUCCUACUAAUACAUCUUGGAAAAAGGAUGGCAAACAUGCGGGUCAAAAUCAAAAUACUAAUGGAAAUGGUGGUGGUGAUGCAGAAAAGUCAGCUAAUACCAAAUUAUCACCAAGGGAUAAUAGCAAGAGGAACGUCCAAGAGUCUGUAAGCUUGGCCACGAGUAGGACGCGCGGAAGAGGUUUCAAGUCCAAUGCUAAUAACAACAUGGUCACCAACAGAAUAGUUGAGAAUAAAUCGAAGGGACGCGGUCCUGGGCCGGUUACAGUCGAGAAUAGGAGAAACAAUACUGCGCAACACAGUGACGAGCAUCAGCUUUCUCAUGACAUGAAACAAGUCAACAUUAACGAUGGUAAUCAAUACCAUCAAGCUGCAAGACAUAACAAAGGCUUUUUUGCAUCUUCCAAUCAACAUAGAUCAAGUACAGUACCGCCUAGAAUGCAGCAGCAACAAUCACAUCAACAACAAACGCAUUCGCAACAACAAACGAUACAACAACAGCAGCAGCAACCACAGCAACAACCUCAACAGCAGCAGCAGCAGCAGCAGCAGCAGCAACAACAGCAAGAUGGUUCUGGAAACAGACCUAAACGAUACUCCAGUCUUCGUCAGCGACCUACCAUUUCUGAAACUUCCGCGCAACAAAAUUAUCCUUCUCAACAUGCCCAGCAUGGAUAUUUUCCACCUCAAGCUGGAAAUUCAAGAGCCGUUCUAGAAUCACAAGGCUAUCCGCAAGGUCACUUUGAACAGUCUCCCCCAGUCGCUCCAGCAGCAGCGCCCAUGGCAGGGCAACCUGUUAUUUCUUUACAACCUGGCGGACAACCUGGUAGUUACGCACCACCACCCUUUCUGGUGCCACCACCGCAAUUCAUACCACCUCCUCAAACGGCGCCUCCUAGUAUAAUUAAUUACGUUCCUGGUCCGAACGGUCCAACAUUUCCACCGAACUUUCAAGGUUAUCAGGGAUACAAUCCUUCGGUUCAGCCUCCAGGUCCACCGCCGCCCCAAGAGCUGUUCCAACCGCAAGGAUGUACUUACUACAGUCCCGCGCAGCAGCAGCAGCAGCAGCAACAGGCGGCCCCUAUACGACGGCCAAAAGCUGCGAUACCUAUUCUUCCGCCACCUGAUAAUCAGCAGACUAGCCGAGGAAGAGGUAGAAGCACUCAGCAGUAUCAACAAAAUAAUCAAUCUGCCGGUGGUGGUAUGCAACUGACUGAAAAGGAAAUCAAGAUUGGUAAUAUUGUGGAUAGUGACGAGAAAUCUGUGCCAGGACAGUUCGACAGUGUGCAGAUCGAGCAGUUGAGCACACCGGAUGAGGAGUCCCCAAAAAGUCAAGCUCCGGAUAUGAUCAGACUAGUGAACGACGCUGACGAGAUGAUAGAAACGAGCAUCGACAUUGAUGCUCAUAAAAAGAUUGACGCACCGGCCAUUCAGGAAAUACAGGUGGACGAUAACGUGAGUGUUAAAGAACUGUUAGAAGUAACGUCUAACGAAAAAAAUACAGUCUCGCAUAGUCCAACGGUGCUGGCAGCUGAGACUGAAUGCGAAUUAGGUAAUAUUGAACCCGCGAUUCCCGAAAGUACUAUUGUCGAAGAAACAGCAGCCUAAAAAGCGUGAGUAUUAUUAUUUUCGCUUUACGUCGAUCGUUUUUACCUUGGAAUUAUCGCAAUUUGAACAGAAUAUCGUGUUAUAUUAAUAUGUGUGAUGGAGAAAAGUUGCUGUUGCGGAAGCGUUUAAAUAUUAAUAAUGUAAAAAUGUGGAAUAAUGAUUGAUAUCUUUAAUUAUUCAAUCAUUAUUAAUUUUGAUUAUUUAUUUUUAAUGAAAAAUAAUUAUUAACAUUUAAAUGCUUCGGGCACGCUUCGGGCACUGUAUUUUUUCGCAUACGCAUCUUGAAUGACCUGCAACGCAAUACUCUGUUCAAUCGUAAUAAGUUUGAAGAGAAACUUUUUGUUCAAAACAGUGCAUGAAUGCGCUACAUUGUAUAAUGGAUCAGCAGAUUCUAAAAUGGUGUUCUUGAUCGCAACAACACGCAGUAAACUAUUUGAACUAGAUAUAUUGUCUAGUACUAUCUGACACAUAUGUAUGUUACGAUAUAUAGUUUUAAAGCCAUUGAUCUAAUACUCCAGUCAUAUCCUAUUAUGGCGUUAAAAACGAAAGAUUUACAUUGCGUCAUAUAUCCAGAUAAAUUAGUCGAUUUGUAUUUAUAUUAUGAAUUAUUUCAUAUGUAAAAAUGCAAAAAAACAUGCAAAGCGAAUAUUUUCUAUUUUAUUUAGAAAGAAAAGCUUUACUUGGAUAUAAUUGAAGGAAAAGGUUUGCACGAUCUCGGCUUUCACGUCAUAAUCCGACAUGGCUUCAGUCACGGAUUACGCUGCUUUAAAAGGCUAUUCACAAUUGUUAGGAGUAAAAAAAAAGUUUUUCAAAGAAUCGAGAUACGCCAAUGAUAAUAUUAAUUACGAGUUUCACGCAUGUGAAAAGAGAGCGUAUUUAACUUAUGGUAACUCUAAUUCAUAUUUGUAAUAAUAUCUAAAUAGCAGCCUUAUAACGCUGACAUUAUUAUUGCCUGGUAUAAAAUAACUGAUGAUUUUUUCAUAUGCGAAGUCUACUUAUAACUGGUCACUAUUUAGCGAGGAACAGUAUCGUGUACUAAUGUAAUAUACUCGGCAGGCUGCGUGGGCCAUGACUGUGACACGAUAUGUAACUGAUAUAAUUCUAUAUACAUAUACUUUUUCAAUGUUAUGACUACUUACAGUGCAGAAAUGUUUGUAAUUAUAAUAUUAAUGAAAUACAUUUCAUUGAGUAACGCAAA
Molecule: messenger RNA, 3833 nt
Organism: Linepithema humile (Argentine ant)
Lineage: Eukaryota; Metazoa; Arthropoda; Insecta; Hymenoptera; Formicidae
Gene: btz
Product: protein CASC3
Biological process (GO): mRNA processing
Cellular component (GO): exon-exon junction complex
Molecular function (GO): mRNA binding
Source: RefSeq, a predicted model, not a curated record